AUGGAUAGUACAGGAAGGCAUUGGAAUGUUGAUCUAUUGAAAGAAAUUUUCACUGACCAGGAAGUGAAAGCAAUCAAGUCUAUUCAACCUCUGAAGCCUGAAGAGAAAGAUAGAGUAUUAUGGGACUGGAAUGCUAAAGGGGAUUUUACUGUGGCCUCAACUUACAACAGACUGAGGAUUUGGGAGAAGUCACCAGUUACUUGGGAUGGCAUACUCCAGGAGACUAUCGAUUUCAAAGGUUGGUGGAACUCACUGUGCUUAAUGAAGAAAAGCCCUUCAACUGAUGACAGACUCCAACUUACCUCGUAUCUGUUAUGGAAAAUUUGGAAAGCUCGUAACCAAUGUGUUUUUGAGAAGGUCAAUCGACCGGCAAAGGCAGUGGUGCAAUACGCUUUGAAUGGCUGGCUGGAAUUUUCAGGCAACGGAUCAAACUAA
Molecule: messenger RNA, 435 nt
Organism: Striga asiatica
Lineage: Eukaryota; Viridiplantae; Streptophyta; Magnoliopsida; Lamiales; Orobanchaceae
Source: the annotation of a GenBank genome assembly